Pleurotus ostreatus (oyster mushroom) is the source of this 744-nucleotide messenger RNA. RefSeq lists its product as uncharacterized. The record is from RefSeq and is a predicted model, not a curated record. NCBI's taxonomy places the organism in Eukaryota, Fungi, Basidiomycota, Agaricomycetes, Agaricales, Pleurotaceae. Bases 1 to 744 code for a protein of 247 amino acids. The transcript is spliced from 5 exons.
AUGAACCAUAUGAAACCUGAUUAUAACUCACAAUACGAACUCUAUAACAACCACAACCAUUUACACGCCUACCAAGCCUCUGAUUCGUCUACAUCGAGUAAUCUUCCUGAUUCAGGAUGUCCGGACCCCUGGUCCCAGUCGCCGAUUUCGCCAACGAUGCCUAGCAGUCUUUAUAACAUGGGUCAAAUUCAGCACUAUCCCUCUUAUCUACCAACGACGCCCAGUUACCACCACGCGCAACCCUACGACCAGCAGUUCUAUAUGACGUCUCCGGGUAUACAAUCUCAGGGUUCAAACUUCCUUCCAACGGAUGAUUUCACAGCGGUUCACCACCACUAUCAUCCAGAGGUACAAUCGUACUUCAACCCUCCGGGUGGCAUUGAUAACCGUCCUCCGGUUGACUGUCAGUGGAUCAAUAGUCUGCCGUUCGUUCAGCAUGGAAGCCUGGAGCCUCAACCUUCUACGACUUCCCCGUCCGUCACGAGGCAGCUGGCCACUGAUGCCGUGUCCGAUGCUGCUGAGAAGAGACGUGUCAAUCCCCACAGGUUCUUUUGUCAAUAUUGCGACAGAGGUUUCACAGCGAGGCACAAUUAUACCCGUCACCUUGGGGCCCACAACGAUGUGCGGCCGUUUGGUUGUGAAUGCGGCUCAGCCUUCACGACUAAGUCAGACCUCAAGCGGCACCAGCUCAAGUCGAAAAAGCAUGGGAAUGCUCAAACCCACGCAACGGAAUGUAGUCAGUAG